Messenger RNA from Carcharodon carcharias (great white shark), 2303 nucleotides. RefSeq names its product proline-rich coiled-coil 1 (gene prrc1). NCBI's taxonomy places the organism in Eukaryota, Metazoa, Chordata, Chondrichthyes, Lamniformes, Lamnidae. Gene Ontology annotation, cellular component: cytoplasm. Gene Ontology annotation, biological process: activation of protein kinase A activity. The record is from RefSeq and is a predicted model, not a curated record. Gene Ontology annotation, molecular function: protein kinase A regulatory subunit binding. Bases 44 to 1348 code for a protein of 434 amino acids. The transcript has 9 exons.
AGAAAGAGAGAAAAAAAGAGAAAAUUGUGAUUGAAGAAAAAAAAUGAUGGAGGAAAGUGGGAUUGAGACGACUCCCCCCAGUACCCCACCACCUAGCACUUCAGUGACUGCAAGCAGCCCCCUGCCCCCCACAGUUCUUCCCAGUGCUUCAUCUAAUCCCAUCACCAGCUCUAUCUCUCCAUUACCUCCCUCAACCUUUUCCACGCCACCUCCUCCUCGAACCCACAUGCCACCUGCCAGGUCUUCCACACCCCUAAUCGUGGGAUCUACUGCUGUCGCUUCUCCCAUUCCUCCAGCUGUUGCUCAUUCUGGGACUGCAACUUACGGUAGUCCCAUUAGCUUUCCUCCUUCAGCACCUCCUAUGAGCUCUCCUGCUGGUCCUGUCUUUUCUGCACCUUCCAUAGGUCCACCCAUCACUGGUUUCUCCAUGGCUGCAAAUUACGACAUCACCCGAGGUCAUGCUGGUCGAACCCCUCAAACCCCACUGAUGCCAACCUUUUCUUCAUCCGCUGCAGGUGGGGUUGGACCAAACUCGAUGACUCAGGCCUCUGCUCCUGUUGGAGGUGGCUCUUCCAUUACAUUCCCAGAGGAGACUGAAGAUCCCAGGAUGUCUGUGCACUAUGAUCAAAGUGCCUCUGGGGGAGGGCUGUGGAGCUUCUUUAAGGGUGUGGCGGGAAACCCUGUUGUGAAAUCAGUUUUGGAUAAAACGAAACAUUCUGUGGAGUCCAUGAUCACCACCCUGGAUCCAGGCAUGGCUCCCUACAUCAAAUCAGGCGGCGACCUGGAUGUUUUGGUAACUUCCAAUAAAGAAGUCAAAGUGGCAGCUAUUCGGGAUGCUUUCCAGGAAAUGUUUGGAUUGGCCACUGUUACCGGGGAAGCUGGCCAAUCAAAUAUUGCCCCACAACCUGUUGGCUAUGCAGCAGGAUUAAAGGGAGCCCAGGAAAGGAUUGUUAGUCUGCGACGAUCAGGAGUGAUUCAUGAAAAACAAGUGACGGUUUCCAUUGAGAACUUCAUUGCAGAAUUGCUCCCAGACAGGUGGUUUGACAUAGGUUGUUUGAUUCUUGAAGAUCCAGUUCAUGGCAUUCAUUUGGAAAAUUUCACGCAAGCAACACCAGUGCCUUUAGAAUAUGUGCAACAGGCACAAAACCUCACGCCAGCUGAUUACAAUUUGCGAUGGUCUGGGCUGAUGGUGACCAUAGGAGAAGUGUUGGAGCGGAGUUUACCGCAGGUCAAUCGGACUGAUUGGCAGAUCAUGUUUACAGGGAUGUCACGAAGGCAGAUGAUCUAUAGCGCGGCCAAAUCAUUAGCGGGAAUGUACAAGCAGCAACUACCAUCGAAGUCCAUUUAACAUGUAAAACUGUGGCCUUCUGUUCGGUGUGGGCAUUUUUUUUAAAUGUUGCUUCAUUACAUGCUCGAGAAUGGUUUAACUUUGUAUUUUUAUACUCCCAAAAGAUCAACAAAACUCAGUUGCUGAACCAAAAUGUGUCUCUCGUAGCUGUCUCAUAUGCCAGCAUGGGAACUGGUUGACUGGGACAUUCUAGAAGCUGAAGAUUCAGUGUAAUGGGAAAUAUUUUGAAAUAUGCAGCAUUUUGUGUAUUAUAACUUUAUAUUAAAAUAACUUUGCAAUAUUUUUAAUGCCGAGAUAUGGCACCUGAGGAAGUUGGACACUAAGAGUUGGUAACGCUUAGACUGAUAUUGUCUAUAUCUUCAGCUAAUCAUUACAAAAAUUUGUGACCAAGUACGGGCUGUUGUACAGGUUGUUCAAAUGCCGAGUUUUUAUUUUACUAUCCCCUAUCUCUGCCCUUACCAUAGAAGCUUAAUGCUUAUAAUUCAAAAUGAUGGAUACAUGAUAUACAGGAUACAACUUGAUAUAAGACUUUUAUAUAUGAAAACUGGGCUAGCAGAUGAAUAGUCAUGUUAUAUUGUAGCAAGAUAGAAGGAAAAACUUUGUUUAAAACAAAAUCCCACUCUCUCAUCUUUGAAAACUCUAAGUAGGUCAUCUCCACUGCCAAGUGAAGCUAUUGCUGGGCUUGUUUGGUUAAUUUUGACACUAUUUUGUCGUUAUUUCUAAGGGAAUAAAACUGAAAUGUCACAAGUGAUGCCAGUGUUUUCUUUAUGCUGCCUUAGUUCCGACAUCCGUCUGCAGUGUUUUUUUAGUGGAAUAUGCCUUUAAGUUGAAGAAGUUUGUACUGCAAUAUGUUGUGCUGCAAUAGUUUGUAUAUAUAAGUAAUUCCUUCCUCAAUGCUGUACAACCAACCUUGGUGCAAGCAGUUUGUAAAUAAACCACAGCUAAAGUAUUUUAA